Bombyx mandarina (wild silkworm) is the source of this 2577-nucleotide messenger RNA. RefSeq lists its product as uncharacterized. The record is from RefSeq and is a predicted model, not a curated record. Gene Ontology annotation, cellular component: plasma membrane. NCBI's taxonomy places the organism in Eukaryota, Metazoa, Arthropoda, Insecta, Lepidoptera, Bombycidae.
AUACGAAUUUGUGACGACAUCGACGUUUCAUUAUUGGACGGUUUGUUGUACGUAACCCAGCAACAGGCCGCGCAGACUUGCCCAGUCUCUGAGCCGCUGUUCACGUGCGAGCACUUUCAUUUCAGUUCCCGCCCAACGCUUGGGCGAUCCGAAAGUACGACCGCGCGUCUAUCCGCAUCACGCGUACUCCAAACUACGGAAACACCACAAAAAAACUUCCAAAACUGUGCGUUCUUGUCGCGAUAGCCCUCCGAAUAACAUGUAAACGGGUUGAAGUGUGUUAUCUAACUAAAUGAUUAGCGUAAUCGUCAUGAAGGAUGUUCGCAGUCGUUAAAUAUUCAUGAUUGUAUCUCAACACUACUCGAGAUCUGGCAGCGUAUUCGCCUCAAUCAACAGUGAUUGAUAAGAUGGAGACGGAUAAAAUGUCGACGGCCUCAUCAGUAGGCGCUGAGAGACGGCCUCUCCUGCAGGCGCUGGUGAUUGAGAGGCGAAUCCUUUUUGGCUGCACAGUAUUCUCAGGACUGUGCACAUUUUUAUGGAUAACUGCCGUCUGUACUUCAAAAUGGGUUCACAUAGAUGCAGGAAACGUGAUUGAUAAGAUGGAGACGGAUAAAAUGUCGACGGCCUCAUCUGUAGGCGCUGAGAGACGACCUCUCCUGCAGGCGCUGGUGAUUGAAAGGCGAAUCCUUUUUGGCUGCACAGUAUUCUCAGGACUGUGCACAUUUUUAUGGAUAACUGCCGUCUGUACUUCAAAAUGGGUUCACAUAGAUGCAGGAAACGGUAUUCCCUUACCAGGCAGAGGUGGUUACCUAAUGUGGAGUGAUUCUGGAGUUUGGGCGAUUUGCCGAUAUGUGUUCCAUCCUAAUAUUACUACGGUUAACCACACCGUGAUAACUACACCCAAACCUCAAGAUAUUGGUAACAUGACGGGAUCGUAUUCUACAUUAUGCACAAAUUAUCUCUCACAGCCAGUUAUGGAGAACGGCAGACCGGCUGAUCCAGCCUAUGACGUGAAUAUAGCUAAUUAUGUUCGCACGAUGAUAUCCUUCGGUAUUAUCAGUUUGUUCGUGAUGGCGAUGGGCUGUGGUUUCUCGACGUACACUUUCCGCAACCCUCGGUACAUGUUCAAGCGGUUGGCCGCCGGUAUCCAUUUCAUUAGCACAUCGUGUACUUUCGUGGUGGUACAGGUGAUGAUGUCUUCGGUGGAUCACAUGAAGAAAAACUUGAAGUAUGUGUACCCUGAACGAGCCACCCACAACUACCACAUCAGUUUCUUUCUUGCCUGGUUCGUGGUUCUUAUCAAUCUCGCUGCUGCCGGCUCCUUCCUCUGGUACUCAAGGAAGAGAAAAGGCGACAAAGCAGCCACCGAUGAACUCGCCAUGGCCGACGAACCCACCAUCAUCGGGCGAUGACGUCUUUCUCAACUUCAAGCGAACUGCUUCGCGAGAUAGCUUCCUCAACUCUCUACUGAACAGUGCUCAAAUGACUAAUAGCUGUAACGAAGACCAAGUCUUCGGUGCACGGUAUGAGAAACAAUCGAGUACGCGUCACUUACAUCUCUCAGACAACUGACUGAUUCUAUUACCUUGGAGUUAAUGUAACGUUUAUAUUACAACGCCUUGUUAAUCUUAUAAGCGACGGAAAUAAUAACUUUAUUGCGACAUAUUUUUUUUUAAAUUAUCAGCUUGCAAUAUUUAUAAUGUAAAAUACGUAUUUAGAUUUUAAUGUAUUCGCUGUCUUAUGGGAUUAACGAAGUCAAAACCGACUGCAGUGUUUUUUUUAUAUUCGUCAUAAUAAUAUUGUUUGCAUUGUUUGUAUCUACACGUACCUAGAAUGUAAAACUUUGUGCUGUCAUGUACUCGUAAACAUAUUCGCAAACUGAUUCUAGUCAUUAUUAUAUUUAACGCAUUACAAUUUAUAGGAAUCACUUCCGUAAUUAGCAUUGAGUAACUAUAUACUUGUAGUUGAAAUAUAUGAAAAACUAGAAUACAUUUACAAGCAGGGAAACCAGUUUCAUAUAUUACGUCAAUAUAUGAUCAAAACAUUAAUUUUGAGACCCAUGAUUCACAUGGGUAAAUAUUUUAAAAGAGCAUUUAAUAAUAUUCUAUGCAAAUGCUCACACGUAAGAACAAAUCGUAGGGACCAAGUUUCGUUGGGAAAUGAAAUAAUAUGUUCAAAGCUUUAGGGAUAUUUGAAUUCGUUAGAAGUUAGAGCCAGCGUAAUAAAAUCAUGUAGGGAUGUUAUGGAGCUCUUAAAUCGAUAAUUAUGGGAAAUCUGAAAUAAUUUAAACCGAAAUACAUUUACUCUUUAAACAACAAAGCUAAGAAGAAGGAUCAAAUGAACGUUUUGAUUUUAUUUCAAUAUCAUUCAUGCUGUAAAAUAUUUAUCUCUUUUACGUCUCUAUUUUGAGUUGUUAUAUACAGUAUUGUAAGGUAUUGUGUUUUAAUAUCCCUACAAAAGAUCACGUAAUCAAUAAGAAAUAAAGAUGUAUUUGUUGCAUUAUUUUAAAUUAUAAUCUGUACUCGGAGUAGCUGUUUUUGUUAUUGUUAUAUUAUGUUUUCAAAUUGUUAACAUGUU